AUGUACCUCAAGAAGCACAGCCUCCCGCUUGCUCCUAUUAUGAGGAUUAUGAAAGCGGAUAACGAUAUUAGGAUGAUCGCGCAGGAAGCUAAUUUACCGUUAUUUGCUAAAACAUGUGAGAUGUUCAUAGUUGAUAUGACAUCACAAGCCUGGAUUGUCACAGAAGAGGACAAGAGAAGGACUGUCCAGAAAAAUGAUAUCGUUGAAGCAGUUUUGAAAACAAAUAUGUUUGAUUUUCUUGACAACAUAAUUCCAAGACAUGAAUUGAAGGAAAGAAUUCUCAAAGCCAAAAAUGCGAGACAACGGGAGCAGUUGUUCAGCAACCCCCGCCAUUUGUCCCUGGCCACAAGCCCAGCAGCAUUUGUCCACCAGCCCCCGUUUAUUCCCUGGCCACAGAUUCAGCAGAUCCCGGAGCAGCAUCUGUCAUUUAUUCCCUGGCGACAAACUCAGCACCAUCUCGACCAGCAGCCGUCGUUAUUUCCCUGGCCACAGACUCAGCAGAUCCCGGAACAGCAUAUGUCAUUUAAUUUCUGGCCACAAGCUCAGCAGCUUCUGGACCAGCAAACCCCGGAGCAGACUCUUAUUUCUUGUACUCAAGCUGAGAACACUACUGACCAGCAUACCUCACAGCACUUUCCUGUAUCUUGUAUUCUACCUGAGCAGAGUCCGGGAUGGCAAAAUUUAGAGCAGUCAUCGCUUCAAGCUGAGCAGCAGCAGGACCAGCAGAAUUAG
Messenger RNA from Daucus carota subsp. sativus, 732 nucleotides. RefSeq lists its product as uncharacterized. The transcript is spliced from 2 exons. Bases 1 to 732 code for a protein of 243 amino acids. Gene Ontology annotation, cellular component: nucleus. NCBI's taxonomy places the organism in Eukaryota, Viridiplantae, Streptophyta, Magnoliopsida, Apiales, Apiaceae. The record is from RefSeq and is a predicted model, not a curated record. Gene Ontology annotation, molecular function: protein heterodimerization activity.